AAAAUUCUCCACACGGAAAGCACUCGAAUCCACUCCGCUUUUUCUCUCUCCUGCCUUUUUCGCCUGUCUUCAACUUCGUACAAGUUCAGUACAACUUUGUUCCUCUUUGGUGUUGAUGACAACAAGGUUGUUCUUGUCCCGUUUGAUAAGGAGCAGCAGAACUGUUCGAAUAUUCAUCGUCUGCAAUAUGUUGGUCGUGUCGGCGCUCGCUGUCUACCUCAUCCUCCUGACCACCGGAGUGGUUGACGCGAAUGAGAAGAAAGGACCCAAAGUUACCGAUAAGGUCUGGUUCGACAUACAAAUUGGGGAUGAAGCAGCUGGUCGCGUUGAAAUCGGCAUUUUUGGAAAGACAGUGCCAAAGACCGCAAAAAAUUUUAUUGAAUUAGCUCAAAAGACUGAGGUGGGUGAGGGAUACAAGGGCAGCAAAUUUCACCGAGUCAUCAAGGAUUUCAUGAUUCAAGGAGGAGAUUUCACGAAAGGAGAUGGAACCGGUGGUCGAAGCAUUUACGGAGAAAAGUUUGCUGAUGAGAAUUUCAAGCUCAAACACUACGGAUCUGGAUGGUUAAGUAUGGCAAACGCUGGAAAAGAUACUAAUGGAUCCCAAUUCUUCAUUACAACAAAGAAGACUCCGUGGUUGGAUGGAAGGCAUGUCGUUUUUGGAAAAAUCAUUAGUGGCAUGGAUGUAAUUCGCAAAAUUGAGGCUACGAAGACCGAUGGCCGAGAUAAGCCUGAACUGGAUGUGACGAUUGUUAAUUGCGGAUCCGAAGAAAUUGCUGAGCCCUAUUCUGUUCCGAAAGAGGAUGCCGAAGAGUAAAAUCAUACAACUGCCUCAAAAUUUUGUAAAUUCGUGCAAACCAAAAUUAAAUCUAGUGAUAAUAAUCAUAUAAUAUAGUUACUGGGAAUACUUGUGGUACUAGUUAUUAAGCAAUAUAAUACUACUGAUUUCAUUUAAUGUCAACUACACUUGCUUAAAAACUGUAUUGUUAUUAUUAUUGUCUUAUUACUCUGUUUUCGUUUCAACUACUGCACAUUAUGUCUAGUGCAUAAUUUGAAAUUUAAUAAAAUUGGGUAUCUUUAUAAA
Folsomia candida is the source of this 1081-nucleotide messenger RNA. Its product is annotated as peptidyl-prolyl cis-trans isomerase B. The transcript is spliced from 6 exons. Lineage: Eukaryota; Metazoa; Arthropoda; Collembola; Entomobryomorpha; Isotomidae. Gene Ontology annotation, molecular function: peptidyl-prolyl cis-trans isomerase activity. The coding region runs from base 116 to 814 and encodes 232 amino acids. Gene Ontology annotation, cellular component: intracellular membrane-bounded organelle. The record is from RefSeq and is a predicted model, not a curated record. Gene Ontology annotation, biological process: protein folding; protein peptidyl-prolyl isomerization.